AGUACUUAAUUUACCGUUUCUGUUUGCCAUUCAAUUUUCAAGGGAGGAAUGCCGUGGAGGUCGCUUAGUCGCCGUAACGAGGGACACGCCGCGACAGCCACACUUUCCCUUCGUUAAAUCUCGUCGUUUUCGAGUACUAUGUUUCAGGAAAUUUUAUGAUGAGAAAACAGCCCAAAAGUCAAUUAUUAAACUUGGUCAAGAAAGGAGCUACUGCUAUUUUCAUUGCUGAAGUAGGGGCAUUUGGAGCGAGUUACUUUAUUUACCAUCGUAUGAAUACAGAUAGAGAUUUUAGAUAUUAUAUGAAGAAUAAUUACAACUUCGCACUUGAAUCUUUCUACACACUUGGGGAGUACAUGAACAAGAGUGACCAGACACGAAAGAUUGACAAUAUUAUUUGGAGUCACCAGUACCCCGCCGUUUCGGAGAGGCAAGACGACCUUACUGGCAAGAAGUAAGAGAGGGACUUACAAAGCAUUGAAGCUGCACAAGAACUGGUAACCAUGGCAACAACGAAGGUUUUGAUCUACCUUAGUGGAUUCACCAUGGCGGGGUAUUUUCUCAUGAAGCUUGUUGAACGUGACCCUGAGGCACUGCGCAAGGAGUUACCAGAGAGAUACCAGGAAGACUAUCACAACGCUGCUAAACAACGCACUGCACAGUUUAUGACUGUACUCAAGAAUGUAGCAGAGGGUGACGACCCAGCCACAGCUUCCAGAAAACUUCGUGAACAGCUAGAAAAAGAAGCCCAGAAGAAUCUGCCUGUACCUACAAAGUCUUCUUGAGUUUAUUAUGUGUAGUUAAUUUAUGUAAUGUAUAUAUUUUUGGGAUAAAACAAGAGUAUUAUAGUAGCUGCUUGGAGUAGUGGUUUUAAGGCAUUUUAGGGGAUACAAGAAUAUUCAAACUUAGCACCAUGAAUGCAUCGGUGGAUUCUGACACCCAGGCCCAGAUCCUGGAAAGAAUGAAAAAGAGAACAGAGGAAAUAGCACAGCGGGCAGAAGUGCGGCGGCAGGAGAAGCAAGGCCAAGCUGCUAUGUCAGAAAAUGCUGACUAUUUCCAGGAAACCUUCCAGAACAUGAAGGAUGACAUUGAGAGGAAAAUUGAUGAUGCAGGAAACAUAAAGAAGGCUCAGUUGCUAGAUUAUUUUGACGAGUUGGUGAAGGAUGUGCAGCAGAUGCAGGAGUUCUUGAAUGAAUCAUCCAUGUUUUUGGCUUCCUUCCAGGUCAAGAAGGCUCAGGAGCAUAUUAAGACCUUAAAUAAUCUAGUUCAUGCCAAGAUUGAUGAACUGCAACCAAAGAAGAAAUUUGGCUUUGGUAAGAAAAAGACAGGUGGAGAGAAGAGCACAAAGGCCAAGGAGUUAAAGAAAGAUGACGGUGUGGAUGGAUGUUCCAAGGAGAAAAAUACUUUGGAUGAAAUCAUAGAAAAACAAUUCUUUGGUUUUAAAGACCAGUCAAACCAAACUCUGAUGAAAUCAGCGGAGGAGCUUGACAACCGACAGCUGAACAUCCAUAACCUUGAUAACUGUAAGGUUAUAGCCUUAGGAAAUCCAAGUACCCUGCAAGUAGCCUCACUCAGAAAUUGCACAGUCAUUGUUGGCCCAACAUCAAGGUCUGCCUUCAUCAAGGAUUGUAUUAACUGUAAAUUCAUGAUAGCCUGCCAGCAGCUGCGUAUCCAUGAUACAAAAAAUACCCAGUUCUACCUCCAUGUCACUGGUGCAGCAAUCAUAGAAAAUUGCCACAACAUCCAGUUUGCACCCUACACUAUCAACUACCCAGAGUUGAAAGAGCAUUACUGCAAGAGUGGCCUGGAUUUGAAAACCAAUUACUGGGACAAGAUUGAUGAUUUCCAUUGGCUCAAUGAAAAUGAAAAGUCUCCAAAUUGGUCAGUCAUCCCAGAAAAAGAAAGAAUUGACAACUGGCUAAAGUGAAAGUGUCACAAGAUACAGAUAUUUACAUGAUUCCGAGCCUCAGGAUAUUUCUAAGUAUGUAAAUAAUUUAAUAAAUCAUAGCUAAAAAAAUUAUAUAUAUAUUGUGCUUUACAAUUCUACUAAAAGAAUUGCAGGAUGAAAAUUAUGCUCAGCAUAUUUAAAACAUGGAAUAAUAGCAAGGCUGUUCUAACAAAAAGCAGUUAAUGCAAACAUAAGUCACACUAUAAUCACCAAAAACUUAAAAACCUGUUCCUUCAGCCACAAACAAUUUUCUGCACAAGAUGUUUGUGUGUGCGCGAGAGAGAGAGAGCGGUUUUAUAACUCUCUCGGCACUGAGUUGUUUUUAAUCAAUAAAGCUUACAGAUCCCCAUUAUAGCAAUAAUAUAUAUUUCUGUACUUUACUUGAAAGCAAGACAAUAAUAAACUACAUUUGGAAUUUUUUUUCUUCUUCUUCGUGGUAUAACAGAAACUGGUGUUUUUUAAAGAUUUAUUUAGGUUUUUGUAAAUGCAAGUCAAAAUUAGUGAUUGUUCAAAUUUAAUAAAUGCUGAGUUCAAAACAAGGACAAAAUUGUUUAUAAAAUCUUCGAAGGGCAGAUCCAUCCACCAAAGGCCUUUUCCAAGUCUGCAGCUACAGCUAUGGUCACAUGGUCUUGGUAGAGUCCUCCCACCACCUGAGGAGGACAAAGAUGAUACUGGUGAAUUAAACAAAUGUAUUUUUUCUUUUCUUUUCUUUCUUUUUUACUGCCUAAUAUCUGCAUUGGGAGUUCAGGAAAAAUGAAGUUAAGAGCUUCAUUCACCAUCAUGAAAUUGAUAACACCAUAAAUGUUUCUUGAAGGAAAUACAGGACUGACCAUCAUUUGACUGAUGAU
Molecule: messenger RNA, 2793 nt
Organism: Penaeus chinensis
Lineage: Eukaryota; Metazoa; Arthropoda; Malacostraca; Decapoda; Penaeidae
Product: tubulin-specific chaperone C-like
Exons: 6
Coding region: 911-1924 (337 amino acids)
Biological process (GO): post-chaperonin tubulin folding pathway; tubulin complex assembly
Cellular component (GO): cytoplasm
Molecular function (GO): tubulin binding
Source: RefSeq, a predicted model, not a curated record